Molecule: messenger RNA, 1127 nt
Organism: Saccostrea echinata
Lineage: Eukaryota; Metazoa; Mollusca; Bivalvia; Ostreida; Ostreidae
Product: dehydrogenase/reductase SDR family member 11-like
Exons: 8
Coding region: 64-912 (282 amino acids)
Molecular function (GO): oxidoreductase activity
Source: RefSeq, a predicted model, not a curated record
AACCUUUAACAUAAAUACCAGUUCGCCAGUGGUAGAUGAUAACGUCGGACAGGCCGACAGAAUAUGGAGCGUUGGGUUGGACGGGUAGCGCUGGUGACCGGGGCUUCGGUUGGGAUAGGGGCCGCAAUUACAAGAGCUCUUGUUAAGCAUGGAAUGAAAGUAGUUGGCUGUGCGAGAAACGUCCAACAAAUUGAGGCAAUAAAAAACGAGUUGAAAUCAGAAAAAGGACAGCUUAUUCCAGUGAAAUGUGAUCUUACGAAAGAGGAGGAGAUUCUUUCGAUGUUUGGGCGGAUCCAGGACGAAUUAGGCGGUGUGGAUGUUUGUAUUAACAACGCUGGAUUGGCACAUAACUCGCCUCUUCUGUCUGGCAGUACUGCGGACUGGCGGAAUAUGCUAGAUGUGAAUGUUUUGGCUCUUUGUAUUUGUACCAAAGAAGCUUUUCAACAAAUGCAGAAAAAUAAAGUAGACGAUGGUCAUAUUUUUCUGAUUAAUAGCAUGUCUGGACAUCGUGUGAUUCGAAAUCCCGGCGGACAUUUUUAUUCGGCCACAAAAUAUGCCGUGUCUGGACUAUUAGAAGGAAUAAGAAACGAACUCACGCAACUGGAAACCCACAUACGUGUUACGGCUAUUAGCCCUGGGAUGGUGAAAACGGAGUUUGAAAUAAGACGAACAAAAAGUAAAGAAGAAGGGGAGAAAAUUUAUGCAGAGUAUAAGUCUGUGAGUCCCGGUUUAGUAGCCACGGAAUUCCAGCAAAGAAUGCACAAAAGCGAGGAGAAGGGAAAGGCUAUUUGCAGCCACUUCAAGUGUUUGGAGGCGGAUGACCUAGCGGACGCAGUUUUAUAUGCACUGAGUGCACCACCACACGUACAAAUUCAUGAUAUCUUACUGCGACCCACGGAGCAGAUGUCCUAACCGUGGGUAGGAAGUCAGGAGACCAAUACUUCAAAAUGCUACAGAGUAUUUUGACUGAUGCAUUUCUUUUGUUCAUGCAAUUGUAUAUCAGCAUGCUCUAGAUCUGCUGGUUGUGUUGUUAAAGCCAUAUGUCUAUUAUCGGUGAUUGUAUUACGUUAGAUGAAGUUACUUAUAGACCCAAAAAUGUAAAAUGAAAAAAUUGCUGGAUUUUAAUG